AUGGAGAAGCUCGGAACUAUCAAGGCUCGGGAGGAACCACUGCAGCGAGAGUCUGGUGCUCCCACUCCAAAUAAUCUCAACCUCGGUCUUGUUGGUUCGAUGGCUGGGAAUGUCAUCCUCCCUCCCAAGUCACCUGUUAUUCACGUAGACGAAAAGGGGAUCGAGGAAGUUCGGCAAGCACUGCAAGCCUGCGCCGACCUUGGACUCGCUGGGGAUACGAUCAACAAGGCCAGCUUUCCCCUCCCCACUUUCCAUGUCGUGCUGGAUGAGGCCAGGCGUCAAGUCCAUGAAGGUCAGGGGUUCGUCAUUAUCAGGGGCAUCGGCCUUUCUGAUUCGGCCCAGAAUAACAACAACAUGUUCCUGGGCUUGGCGAGCUACAUCGGAGAUGUAAGAGGUGCUCAGGACAAGCAAGGGUCCAUGCUCACUCAUGUAACUGCUUCCAAAUCAUGGACUGUUCCUCCUGAACUCCGUCACGGUAUCCACACCAACACCGGCUUGGCUUGGCAUAAUGAUAUGGGCACCGAUGUGAUUGCGCUUCACAUUCGAUCAUUGGCCGAGGAGGGCGGUAACACCUUCGUGGCUUCUUCAUGGACCAUAUACAAGGAAUUGGCGACGUCAUACCCCCAAGUUCUUGAACUUUUGUGUGAGCCAUGCUGGCCAAUCCAAGUGUACGUCCCUGGAAAUCUUGUUGUCUUUCGGCUAGUCCCGAGAUACAACCUGUCACAUCCCAAAAACCCAUUUUCUCAAGCAUGUGCUGACGCUGCAGGGGUUAUCCAUAGUUCUGGAAAUCCUCCCCGACACAUUGUCGCACCUUUGGUGCAAAUCUACAACAAUAGGGUCUAUCUCAGCGCCGAUCCGGGCCGUCUAGGUCUCCAUCCCGUCACCGCUAAAGCCUGCCUGAGCUCUUCCAUUCCAAGCCUCACCACUUCGCACCUCCAAGCCCUUGAAAUUCUAUCUGAGCUCGCGACCAAACAUCGGUUGAUGCUAGAUACUAAGCCCGGGGAUGUGCUUUUCAUCAACAACUGGGCCCUCAUACACGCGAGGGAUUCGUACAAGGAUCCGAAAGACGGCCCCGGCCGUCACCUCGUUAGAUUGUGGCUCAGGGAUUCCGAGUUAGGUUGGAAGGUCCCCGAGUCCAUGAAGGUGCCCUGGGAGGCCACCUUUGGCCCCAAUGGAGACGGAUAUCCGACUGGAGUUACGCGCAGAGAAUAUCCGCUUGCUCCGUCCCACGAGUACAAGCCACCAAAGUACACGGCUGGCUCGGCAGCAUUUGUCCUGGACGAUGAAGAUGAAGUGAAUGGCGGAAAUACCGAGCCAUGAAACUCAACCUGAAUCUAGGGUCAGCAUCUCGUUUUGUACCAUUGCGAAAUCAUUCAGUCCGGGCCGCUACAAGUGGUUGUUUUCCAAUGUUUCCCCCGCAAUGCCUUUGUCGUCUUAUUGUCACGCCUCAUA
Molecule: messenger RNA, 1452 nt
Organism: Neurospora hispaniola
Lineage: Eukaryota; Fungi; Ascomycota; Sordariomycetes; Sordariales; Sordariaceae
Exons: 4
Coding region: 1-1320 (439 amino acids)
Molecular function (GO): oxidoreductase activity
Source: RefSeq, a predicted model, not a curated record